Ostreococcus tauri is the source of this 1623-nucleotide messenger RNA. Its product is annotated as Pyridine nucleotide-disulphide oxidoreductase,class-II, active site. Bases 1 to 1623 code for a protein of 540 amino acids. Gene Ontology annotation, molecular function: thioredoxin-disulfide reductase (NADPH) activity. The transcript has a single exon. Lineage: Eukaryota; Viridiplantae; Chlorophyta; Mamiellophyceae; Mamiellales; Bathycoccaceae. The record is from RefSeq and is a predicted model, not a curated record. Gene Ontology annotation, cellular component: cytoplasm. Gene Ontology annotation, biological process: removal of superoxide radicals.
AUGGCCCCGCGAUUCGCGACGACGACGACGGCGCGGGCGACGCGAGACGUCCGGGCGAACGCGCGAUCGAGGCGCGCGCGCGAUCGCAGACCGGUGUCGAACGACAAGGCUCGACGACGAGCGCAACGGGGGCAUCGACCGCGAGCCUCCGCCGAGGAGGAGAUUGGGCAGGAUGUGGAGAACGUCGUCAUCAUCGGUAGCGGACCGGCGGGGUACACCGCCGCGAUCUACGCCGGACGAGCGAACUUACGACCGCUCGUGUUCGAGGGUUUCCAGGCGGGCGGCGUCCCGGGCGGGCAGCUCAUGACCACGACGGAGGUGGAGAACUUUCCGGGUUUCCCAGAGGGCGUCACCGGGCCGGAUCUCAUGGAUAAGAUGAGACAACAGGCGGAGAGAUGGGGCGCGGUAAUGCACACCGAGGACGUGGUCGAAGUCAAUUUCACCGCUCGCCCGUUCACGAUCUCAUCGAGCGAGAGAACGGUUCGGGCGAACAGCGUCAUUGUCGCCACGGGGGCGACGGCGAAACGACUCGGAAUCCCGGCGGAGCAAACGCUGUGGAGUAAAGGGAUCAGUGCGUGCGCGAUUUGCGACGGUGCGAGCCCAAUUUUCAAGGACGAGGAAGUUGCGGUCGUCGGUGGUGGAGAUACUGCGACGGAAGAGGCGGUUUACUUGACGAAAUAUGCCAAGCACGUGCACCUCCUCGUGCGUGGCGACGCAAUGCGAGCGAGCAAGGCGAUGCAAGAUCGCGUGCUCGAACACAAAGCUAUCACCGUUCACUACAACACGGAAUGUAUCGAUGGUUCGCCGAACAGUAAGGGUAACCUAGGCUCGCUGGCGUUGCGAGAUACGAAGACUGGUGACGAGCGGAAACUUAACGUCAAGGGGUUGUUCUAUGGCAUCGGUCACACGCCGAACAGCAAAGUUUUUGGCGAGCAGCUUGAACUCGAUCAAGCGGGCUAUGUUGUCGUGAAGGAAGGAGCGAAGACAUCCAUCGAAGGAGUGUUCUCGGCUGGAGAUAUUCACGAUAAGGAGUACCGUCAGGCCGUCACUGCCGCAGGGUCCGGGUGCAUGGCCGCCAUCACCGUGGAACGCUAUCUCACCGAAAACAAUCUCCUCGUUGAGUAUCAUCAAACGAAGAAAAGCCAAAUGAAUGAACAAACUGACUCCAUCGAUGAAGAAGAGAAGGCUAUCCUCGGUGAGAACUCCGAUACUUUCGACAUCAAUAUUCAAAAGCACUACGGUCAAUACGCACUGAGAAAGCUCUAUCACGAGUCGGAUCGCGUCUUGCUCGUCAUGUACUCGGCGCCCACGUGCGGACCGUGCCGACGCCUUAAACCGAUGCUUGAUAAGGUGACAGCUGAGUACGGUGAUAAAGUUCACUACGUUGAGAUUGAUAUCGCGGCAGAUCCUGAAAUUGCAGAAGCAGCUGGUGUCACUGGGACGCCGACCACACAUAUUUUCUACGAGAAGGAGCGCUUAGAAAUCUUAUCUGGCGUGAAAAUGAAGAGUGAGUACCGUCGUGUCAUCGAUAGCGUGUUAGGAAAGGCCGUUACCUCGGAAAAGAAGGUCACCAUGCAAUCGCCGCAGGGAGAUGAUGCGAAGAGCGAGGUUCGAGCAAGAUGA